This is a messenger RNA of Nilaparvata lugens (brown planthopper), 1925 nucleotides long. RefSeq lists its product as uncharacterized. The coding region runs from base 488 to 994 and encodes 168 amino acids. The transcript is spliced from 3 exons. The record is from RefSeq and is a predicted model, not a curated record. NCBI's taxonomy places the organism in Eukaryota, Metazoa, Arthropoda, Insecta, Hemiptera, Delphacidae.
AACCUUAAAAUUUCCACUUUCACGCAUUCACGGCAUUGAGUAUUGAGUUAGCGUGGCAAAUCAUUGUAAGUAAAUUGAUUAGUAUUAUACAAAAUUCAGAAUAAAGAUUAUUCAGAUCCUAUAAAUUUAGGUUAUUCUAUCAAUUAUAUAAAAUUUGUGCUAUAAAUACGCUGUCAAUUAGUAAAAAUGUAUAUAGUAACAUUUAUUAAACAAAUGUAGCACAGACUGUGCUUAAAAUACAUAUUUGGAAGACGUAACUUACUUGUAUACUUGUAGUGAUCCCACUGGAAGCCUUUACAGCCGUGGUUGUCAUUUUAUUCUGUUCUAUCUGGUUGUCAGACGUCAUCCCAGAACUCCUUCAUGGAAUAAUAAUUCUUUCUAAAUAUUCAUCUCCAAGCAACCUCUGACUACUGUUUUUCAAGAGACACCUUUUUGUGACCGACAGUGUGAAGAUAUUGAUGUAUUGAUGAAAGGAUAGGAAAACUCGAUGGAAUCUAAAUUGAAAGCGUACAGACGAAGAAGAGCCAGAGAAGAACUUCUGGACCGUACUCAAAAUAAAAUAAAAAGCAUAUUCAAUAAAAUGUUCAACUCGGAUACAAAGGAUGAUAGAGUACAGGAGAAUGACACAAGACUGGAUAUCAACAACAGAGAGCUUGUUGAUCAAGCAGCCGUCAGUGAGAGUGAAUCGGUUAUCGAAAAUGAGUCAAUUGUAUCCGACGAAGACGGUGAACUCUUCGAUUCAAGAACCUGGACUAAACUGACCCUAUACACGUCCCUGUGGGCGUUUCUGUUUGUUCUGGCCAUACACGCCGAAUUCGGGGCCGUCUAUUUUGUGAUCUCGCUCAUGGUUAUUCUGUAUAAGAACACUAGGACGGGGCCUAAGAAAGCGGGUGAACUGAGUGCCUAUUCUGUGUUUAAUCCGAAUUGUGAGGCGAUCGAGGGAACUCUAGAUGCUGAACAGUUGCAGAAAGAACUGCUCUAUGGCUUUAGGUGAUCAAAUUUGUUUGAUCAACACAGUAUACUGUGGGUACACUAUAUAAGGCGGGUAAACUUAGGUUCUCUUUAUAAAAUGUACAUUAUCAACAUAUAUUUUAGGUAGAAUUUGACUUUAUUCUUCAAGGAUUUGCUAGGACUGUUAGCUAUUAACUAACAUUAGCUAACAUCCUAGCUUUAUUAACAUUUCUCCUCCUAUUUCAUUUAAAACAAAAGUAAUUUCAGAAAUAUUUUUCUCCUAGAAAAACGUUGGAGUUGAUAUCUUUAAUUCUUUUCAUGAAUCCAUGACCAGCCGUUGCACUGGAUAAAUUUUCGUCUUAAAAUAUUUUCAAUAGUAAUUAUUAUUGAAUAAUUGGAAUAUCUCAGUAAUUUCCAUCUGUUUUCAAUAGAAGUUGAGAUUCAAUGUACGCCGUAAUACUAGGAUCUAGUAAUACAUUAUAUUGUAAUAAGAAUUUGUAACUUUGCUGUGAUUUAUAUUUAAAAUGUUAUUUAUUUUAUUUGGAUAGAAUUAUAAUUUGGAAAUAGUUAUUAAGUGAGCUAACACUACAUUUUAAACGUACGUUAGCUAGGUAAAUAAGUUUUAACUAUUGAUGUUUAGUUUGAUCUGCAUUUCAAGUGCAAGAGAGUUUCGGAAGUGUUGAUCAUCUUUAUUGUUCCAAACUAAUUACUAUCACUCGUUUUAAGAUAUAUUUGUAUUAGAAAAUCAAUGAAGGUUCGCCAGUUAUUGUCUUGAAAUAGUAAAACUAUUUUGAAUUGUUAUAUUUUCUUUGUUGAAAUAUGAGGGGGUCUCUUUCAGAAGUAUUUUAGUAAUAGGGCAUCUGCGAAUAUCUAUAGUGGUGAUCUAUGACGCAAACACUCGACGUUUUUUGACAUGUUUAUUUAUUAUACAAUUUUACAACUGGGUUCAUUAAAGUGAUUCGUUUUAUAUUUUA